This is a messenger RNA of Polychytrium aggregatum, 683 nucleotides long. RefSeq names its product putative 40S ribosomal protein RPS14. Gene Ontology annotation, biological process: translation; ribosomal small subunit assembly; maturation of SSU-rRNA from tricistronic rRNA transcript (SSU-rRNA, 5.8S rRNA, LSU-rRNA). Gene Ontology annotation, cellular component: cytosolic small ribosomal subunit; ribosome. Gene Ontology annotation, molecular function: structural constituent of ribosome; mRNA 5'-UTR binding; small ribosomal subunit rRNA binding. The transcript is spliced from 4 exons. The coding region runs from base 88 to 537 and encodes 149 amino acids. NCBI's taxonomy places the organism in Eukaryota, Fungi, Chytridiomycota, Chytridiomycetes, Polychytriales. The record is from RefSeq and is a predicted model, not a curated record.
ACAAAACGCUUCUGGGCAUUUGGUUCUUUGGGAUCCUCCUUUCCAACUUGGCCGACCUUUGCAACGACCUGGAACUACAUCAGCACAAUGGCUCCUAAGACCGAGAAGGCUCCUGCCGAAAACAUCCAGCUUGGCCCCAAGGUCCGCGACGGCGAGGUCGUCUUUGGCGUUGCCCACAUCUUCGCCUCCUUCAACGAUACCUUCGUCCACGUCACCGAUCUCUCGGGCAAGGAAACCAUCGUCCGUGUCACUGGCGGCAUGAAGGUCAAGGCCGAUCGCGAUGAGUCCUCCCCCUACGCUGCUAUGCUUGCUGCCCAAGACGUUGCCGUCAAGUGCAAGGAAGUCGGCAUCACUGCUCUGCACAUCAAGCUCCGUGCCACCGGCGGCACCGGCACCAAGACCCCCGGCCCCGGUGCCCAGAGCGCUCUCCGUGCCCUUGCCCGCUCUGGCAUGAAGAUCGGCCGCAUCGAGGACGUCACCCCCGUCCCCACCGACUCUACCCGCAGAAAGGGUGGUCGCCGUGGUCGCCGUCUCUAAGCGAUCUGCGUCGUGUGCUUUCCUCACUCUGGCGUGGGUUUGUUGGGGACUGGACUCUUUGGGUAUAUCUUCAAGCCUAAUGUACAUUUUUGAGGUUUGCCAGUCGCAAUAAAGUCAUGCACAUCGCGCUGCGUGUCUGCCGAGCA